AGACUACUCACUACAGAUGCUAAAUGAGGAGAGACGCGCAACAGUCGUCUCCAAAUGUUUUCGUCGCUGUUGUCGAGUUUUAGAGGCAUUCUUUGCUAGAACUCUCAAUGGAAACAACAAGAGAUGGCCACAGGAGCUGUUGUUCCCCUGCAGCAGCAAGAGGAAAACAAGAAAUAUAGUCAGAAAGUUGCAAUCAGACGGACGGAAGCUUUGGCUACACAAAUCCUUGACACUGACACAUGACAGGAAUUGGAAGAUCAACAACCGAAGAGACAAGGAGUGCUAUGGUGAGGCCACAAAGGUGAGGGAUUUGUGGUAUGGAGGUGGCCGAAAAGAAAUGGAUCAGUUCAUUUCCAUCGUAGAGCAAAAAAUGUUGGCAAAACAUGGAUACUAUGCUGUGAGUUCAAUCUUGAAGAAGAUACGCAACAAAGAACUCCAUGUUUUUAUAUAGAACAUGUUUUCCACGGUUCCUUUUGCUGCAUUGUUCUUGAACAAACCAAAAUACAUAGAGAAAGCAUAAAGAAAUUGGCAAAUAUUCUAUUUUGAUGGGGUAUUAGCAAAUUUCCAAGAAAAUUGAGAAAGCGCAGGUGCUGAUCGUUCGCCAAAAACUUCAUGAAAGGGCACCGCCUCACAAAUUUCUUUGAGAUCGUCUUUAGAGAGCUUUACGGACAAGGAACCAAUGUUGUCAUCAAUGUUCCCAACUUUAGUCGUACCUAACACAUCGAUCAAACCAGAAGCAUGAGGAUUAGGAUAUAUAUAUAUAUGCACAUAUACAAUUAAAGAGAGUUAAUUAUUACCUGGGAUUGGGAAAAUGUCCUCGCCCUGAUGCAGAAGCCAUGCCAAAGCUAAUUGAGCAGUAGUGCAGGCAUGCUUUUCAGCCAGAAUGGCAAGUCUGCUAUAAAGAUUUUUGUUCUUCUCUAGAUUUUCCCCACUGAACCUUGGAAGGAAAGCUGGC
This is a messenger RNA of Juglans microcarpa x Juglans regia, 955 nucleotides long. RefSeq lists its product as uncharacterized. Lineage: Eukaryota; Viridiplantae; Streptophyta; Magnoliopsida; Fagales; Juglandaceae. Bases 17 to 451 code for a protein of 144 amino acids. The transcript has 3 exons. The record is from RefSeq and is a predicted model, not a curated record.